Chelonoidis abingdonii (Abingdon island giant tortoise) is the source of this 2838-nucleotide messenger RNA. The record is from RefSeq and is a predicted model, not a curated record. NCBI's taxonomy places the organism in Eukaryota, Metazoa, Chordata, Testudines, Testudinidae.
AGUGGCAGUGUGUGAUGAAUUACAUAGUGUUGGCUAAGUGGUUGAUUUCUAGGCAUUCUGACUUUAAAAAAAGGUAAAAAAGAAAUGUAAUAUUGGUUUUGGGUGUUAACUAAAUAACACUGAAACAUCCUUUACAUUAGCUCCUAACUCAGGCUAUGUAAUGGUGUAGAUUCUUGUCUUUCCAGUUUCAGGGACUUCAGCAACUUUGGUUUUUUUUUUCAUGACACCCAAAGGAUAGUUUCAAACCUUUAAGUCCAGUUUUAAUUUCUGUGAUAGAGGACUUUUCAGUUUCUCUCUUUGAUGACUGCCCUUUUAGUUGCUAUAAGAACAUCCAGGCUUGUAUGUCUGACCUGAUCCCUUUAGAGUUUCAUUGGGAUAGUUGCCUGCAGGAGUUCCUUAAAAUGGGUGUUGCAGAGUUGUGUAUUAUUUUGUUAAUGGUCCCAAAUGUAUUUGCAAAAGAUAUAGAAAAACAAAAAGACCCAUACUUUUCUGUGGCCCUGGCUCCUUAGCUGGAUCACAGCUCCUAUGAUGGACUGCGUUGAUUUAACUGGUGAGAAGACUACAGUGCAUCAUAGGGGAUGUGUUACAGGUCUAGUGAGGGAGCCAGGCCCAUAGAGGAAAAUGCGGGCAUGAAGCACCUGAACUACACAAGGCACUGCAACAGCACAGGUAGAUACAAAUUAAUGUUGACCUAAAACAAAAUGUUUUGGUUCAGUUCUGCAAACCAAAAUAUUUAAAUGAAACUGAAUAUUUAGUUUCUAAUUUCCAGUGGAAAAUAGAAAAAAAUCAGCAAAACUGAAAUUGUGGAAGCUGCAUUUUAUGCCCAAAAAAACCCAAACAGAAAAUUCCAGGCCAUCUCUAGUUAAUAUAAUUGAUUUGAUUAUUGUGAGCAUUGUGGAAGAGAUGAGGUUUCUCAAGGGAGUUUCCUAUAUAACACUCCUGAUAUGUGUGGUGUGUAUGUUGAGUGUGUAUUUAAGUCUUAUGUGAGGCACAAUUGUCCAGACUAGAUUUUAAGUUAUUUGGCAAGAUUUAAGACAAUCCUUCAGUCUUCUAGAUUGUAGAGUUUUUUGAGAGAUAUCAAAGUGAAAGUACUUUGAAUUCAAGUCUGUUUAUAUGCGUAGAUGGAAUUGCGGUACUAGAUGGAAUAAAAGGGCACUCUGUGAGGGGCUAUGGCUGUAUUAGCUUUUAGUGUCAAGAAUAUCUCCAUUCUCAAAAUCUGCCGUGUUAUUUCACUUGGAGUUCAGUUCAGACAUGCGCAAAGCUCUGUUCUUUUAAUUCUGCAGUUUAGCCCUACGUGCUGUUCACGAGAAGAGUGUUCAGUAGUUUUAACUAAGCAUUUGUUCUUCCUUCUGUACCAUAAUGUUAGUCUCUUGUUUUGAAGGUCUGCAGAAGCAACUCAUGAAGGACAUAAGGCGGCCAAAUGUGCAAAUCCACAGUGUUCCAUCCCUCUUCUUCAGAGCACUUUUUGGGAUGCUUUGGGAUGGAUAGGAAAUGAGGAUAAGGCAGGACCCAUUGGUAGUCUCUUCAGUGUCUAGAUCUCAGAUUGUUGAUAUUGUUGUUGGAAAAGAUGAGAAGGGCAGAAAGAUUCCAGAAUAUUUGAUCCAUUUUAAUGGUUGGAACAGAAGCUGGGAUAGAUGGGCAGCUGAAGAUCAUGUUCUUCGUGAUACAGACGAAAACCGCAGAUUACAACGUAAAUUGGCAAGAAAAGCUGUAGCUCGCAUGAGAAGAAAAGGAAGGAAGAAGAGACAUUGUCGGCUGCCUGGUGUUGACUCUGUGUUAAAAAGCCUUCCUGCUGAGGAAAACGAUGAGAGUAGUGAAAAUUCUAUAAGUAGUUCUUCUGAUGACAGUGAUGAAGGAACCGAUGAAGAAAUAAAAAGUGAAGAAAGUGAUCUUGAAGAGAGGACAGACAUGAAAGAAGAACAAGAGAUUCACAGUAAAAGGGAUAUGGAAGAAAGAGCAAUAAGUAUAGAAAUUCCUGAGGUUUUGAAAAAAAAGCUUGAAGAAGACUGUUAUUAUAUUAACAGGAGAAAACGGCUAGUGAAACUGCCUUGUCAGAGAAAUAUAAUAACUAUCUUGGAGUCAUAUGUGAAGAAUUUUGCCAUUAAUGCAGCGUUUUCAGCUAAUGAAAGAUCUCGGCACCAUCAAAUGACUUCACAUGUCAACAUGAACCUUCAUUAUGUCCCACCAGAAAAGAAGGGCUGGUGUGAGAUACCCCCUGCUGAAGUAAAGUUAAACUUUGAGCUUUAUGAGUUGACACGUGGUCAGGUUAUAGGAGCACAAACUCCAAAAGUGCCGGUGUAUCACAAAAUGCCUUCAGAGGGCACCAGUUACAGUGUUGAGUUAUGUAAAGAAAUGGUGGAUGGACUGAGGAUAACCUUUGACUUCAUUCUUCCAUUGAUCUUGCUCUAUCCCUAUGAGCAAGCACAGUUUAAGAAGGUGACUUCAUCCAAAUUCUUUCUUCCAAUCAAAGAAAAUGCAGCAAACACUAACAGAAAUCAGGAGGAGCUAUCCCCGAGUCCACCUCUGCUGAAUCCACCAACUCCUCAAUCCACAGACAGUCAGCCUACAACAGGAGAGCCAGCAACACCCAAGAGGCGAAAAGCUGAGCCUGAAAUACUGCAGUCUCUGAGGCGUUCUACACGUCAUACGUCGAACUGCGACAGGUUGUCAGAAAGUAGUGCAUCUCCACAACCUAAACGACGGCAUCUUGAUACACCUGCUUCAAUGCCAAAACUGUUUUUGCAUCUGGAAAAAAAAGCUGCAGCUGUGACACAUGGUAGAGAAGAGGAGAUGAAGCUGCAUGCUGGGGUUGUGAAGAGGUAACUUUUUAGGGAGUUA